AGGUGGCACCGCCCACCGUCCGGCACACUCCCUGCACCCUCCUAGCUCUUCCCUCUGCAGGUGGGUUUCCACCUGCGUAGUGGGUAUGGGGCUCCCCUCUGUACUCGAGGGUGUGGGACCCCCUCCGCACUCCAACCCCCAGGCCUGGCUCUGUCGGGGGCUGGUGACCAUGGGGCGGUGCUCCCGGUGCAGGGCAGGGAGCCCGUGAACGCUCAGAGGCGCCAGCCGCCCAGGCCACGAAGCCCAGACUCGCCGGCACACGCCUCCUCAACCCCAGCUCCCAGGACUUCCCCUGGCUUCGCUGCGCACCUCCUCCCUCGGUCAAGGGCCGGACAGGCCUCGCCAGUGCCAAGAUGAGCGUCACCUCCUGGUUCCUGGUGAGCAGCAGUGGCACUCGCCACCGGCUGCCCCGAGAGCUCAUCUUCGUGGGGCGCGACGAGUGUGAGCUCGUGCUGCAGUCCCGCAGUGUGGACAAGCAACAUGCUGUCAUCAACUACGACCACGACAGGGACGAGCACUGGGUCAAGGACCUGGGCAGCCUCAAUGGGACAUUCGUGAACGACGUGCGCAUCCCGGACCAGAAAUACGUCACGCUGAAGCUCAGCGAUGUCAUCCGAUUCGGCUACGAUUCCAACAUGUACGUGCUGGAGCGGGUGCAGCACCGCGUCCCUGAGGAGGCGCUCAGGCACGAGAAGUACACCAGCCAGCUGCAGGUGAGCGCCACGAGCCCGGCGCCCAAGAGGGGCGAGGCCGUGCCGGAGCAGGCGCCUUACUGCGAGGCCGCGAGCCCCAGACUGGAGAGGGGGGACCGGAGGCCGGGGCCAGAGGCGGCGGCCUACCGCACACCCCUGUACGGGCAGCCCUCCUGGUGGGGUGAGGACGAUGGUAGCAGCCCGCCCGAGGAACGGCGCCAGGACGAGCCCGACACGGAGCGGCCCAAGGAGCUGGCUCAGCGGGACAGUGACCUCGUGGGGACGGCGGCCGCCUUCCGGGCCCCCGCGGAGCCGCAGGGCUACCCGUUCCGCCGGGAGCCCAGCUACUUCGAGAUCCCCACCAAGGAGGCCCCCCCGCCGCGGGCCCCAGAGGUGCCGGCACACGAGGCGCCCACCAGGGAUGCAGAGGCGGGCGGGGGCGGGGUGGCCCCCGUGGUGCAGAGCCACGCCUGCUUCACCAUCGAGUUUGACGACUGCAGCCCCGGCAAGGUGAAGAUCAAGGACCACGUCACCAAGUUCUCUCUGCGCCAGCGCCGGCCCCCUGGCAAGGAGCCCACACCCAUCGAGGUGGUCUCUGCGGAGACCAAGGUGGCCGACUGGCUGGUGCAGAACGACCCCAGCCUGCUGCACCGGGCCGGCCCCGCCGACGACCGGCACAGCACCAAGAGCGACCUGCCGGUGCACACGCGCACCCUGAAGGGCCACAAGCACGAGGACGGCACGCAGAGCGACUCGGAGGACCCCAUGGCCAAGGCGGCCGGGGCAGCUGGGGUCCCCUCGGAGGCCGGCGGGGAGCAGGUGCGGCUACAGAGGCAGCUCAAGCGGGACCCCCAGGAGCUGCUGCACAGCCAGCAGGCCUUCGUCAUCGAGUUCUUCGAUGAGGACACGCCGCGCAAGAAGCGCUCUCAGUCCUUCACGCACACGCCACCCGGGGACCCCAGGCCCGACAGGCGCCGCGGCCCUGGGCCAGCCGACAGGGACCGCCCGGCCGCCCCCGCCCCGUCCUCGGCCCGGGGGGCGGGCAGCAGCUCGGGGCCGCAGCGGGCCGGCUCGCUCAAGCGGGAGAAGACGGAGGAGCGGCUGGGCAGCCCCUCGCCCGCCGCCCGGGCCCCUGCUCGCCCUUUCGGCAGCGUGGGGCGCCGCUCCCGCCUGGCCCAGGACUUCAUGGCCCACUGCCUGCGGGAUGGCUCCCCGGCUGCCCGGUCAGGCCCCGAGAAGACCCCCCCGCCGCUGCCCACCCCGCCGCUACCCCGCGGGGCCAGCCCCGUGGCCCCCUCGCCCCCACCGCCACCCCCUGCUGACCCCCAAGUGACGAAGGCACGCAAACAGGAGGAGGACGACAGCCUCAGUGACGCAGGGACCUACACCAUCGAGACGGAGGCGCAGGACCAGGAGGUGGAGGAGGCCCGCAAGAUGAUUGACCAGGUCUUUGGGGUACGGGAGUCCCCUGAACUCUCCAGAGCGUCCUCGGCCACCUUCCGUCCAGUUAUCAGAGGGCACAGAGACGAGCCUGGUGACGGAGUGGCCCAGCGGAUGGCCUUGCUGCAGGAGUUUGCCUCCCGGCCAGUGGGCGGGACCCCCCAGGUGGAGCUCCAGGGCCUCCCAGUACCGGGCUCCCCCGGGGGUCAGAAGUGGGUGUCCCGCUGGGCCAGUCUGGCCGACAGCUACUCGGACCCAGGCCUGUCAGACGACAGCCCCGGGCGCAGAGCCAGAGAGCUGGAGGGGGCCCUGCCUGUGCGCCAGCGACGACUGCUCCCACAGCUGCCCAGCGACAGGGCGGACAGCCCCGCCGGCCCCGAGGCCACCAGGAGGAGCGGGCCGGGGCCGCCGGAGCUGGGCAGCGAGCAGGCCGGCCUCCUCUUGGGACAGGAAGACCUGGAGCCCGACAGCCUCAGUGACGCCAGUGGGUCGGACGGAGGGCGGGGCCCUGAGCCAGGCGGGGGCCUGCAGGAAGAAAGACGCGGGAGCCCCCAGGAGGGACUGGCGUGGACGAGGGGCCGGCGCUCACCGAGGGCCCCUGGGGAGCCGGCCCCCACCUCUUUUUUCGUUGGGGACCAGAACGGGGAGGCGGCCUUCCCCAGGAAAGCGACUGUGGCUCCAGGGCAGGCGGAGGGCCCAGGGCGGGCAGCCCAGCCCAGCCCCCUGACGCGGGACAGCGUGUACGUCAGCACCAGCGGGAGGAUGGUCAUCCAGCUGCGGACAGGGCGGUCCCCGGAGCCUGAGGGCCCCGCCCCGGCCCCCCCCAAGGAGGCCCCGGCUUUCGUCCGGCAGGAGAGCUUCACCAAGGAGCCGGCCAGCGGCCCCGCAGCUCCUGGCCAGCUGCCGUCCAUCAGCAGCCAUCCCCUCCUGCAGGACCUGGCCGCGGCCCGGGCCUCACGCAUGGACCUGCGCACUCAGGACACCCACCUGAUCCUCAAGGAGACGGAGACGGCGCUGGCCGCCCUGGAGGCCAGACUGCUCUCCAAGUCCGUGGAGGAGCCGGAGGGUGAGCUGGGUGGCGCCCCUGGGCCGCCAGAGGACUCCCUGUCCGGGGACUCCGACGUGGACACGGCCAGCACCGUCAGUCUGCUCAGCGGUAAGAACGGGCCCAGCCCGCAGCCCACGGGGCUGCAGAAGGAGAAGCUGCCGUCCCCGCCGGCAGCGCAGGACCUGGGGGGUGUCGGCCUGAGCAGCGCCCGCGAGCGCCUCUCAGAGAAGCAGCGUCGCCCGCUGGGCCCAGCGGACGGGGGCCGCGGAGAGCCGGCAAGGCGCCUGGCCACACGGCGUGGCCACGGGCCCCAAGGGUCCCUGGACUGGCCCGAUGAGGAACGAGGCUCCAGCCUUGCCCACCUGCCCGGUGUGGACACAGUCACUUCUGACCACGAGACCUCCGGGGCCAUGGGGGCAGGGCAGCGGGGGCCUCGCCGGAAACCCACGGCCCCACCGCCGUCCCCUGUUGCCCGGGAAGAACAGGGCCGCGGCUCAGCCGGCGUCCAGAAGGUGCAGCAGGCGCUGACCCGCUCCAACAGCUUGUCCACCCCACGGCCCACGCGGGCCUCCCGGCUGAGGCGGGCCCGGCUGGGGGAUGCCUCAGACACAGAGGCCGCAGAUGGCGAACGGGGGCCCGCGGCCAACCCGGAGCUGGCGGGGCAGCCGGCUGCCGAGCAGGCCAAGAAGCUGUCACGCCUGGACAUCCUGGCGAUGCCCCGGAAGCGGGCCGGCUCCUUCACAGGGCCCAGCGACUCGGAGGUGGCCCCCACCCGCGCCGGCUUCUCCGGCCGCAGCGUCGAGUUGUACUGCGCCGGUCGCAAGCCCGCCAUGGCCGAGGCUCGGGCCACCGCCAGGAAGGCCACCAACACCACCACGGUCCCCCGCCAGCCCUUCAGCAGGGCCCGCCCGGGCAGCGCCCGAUACUCCUCACCCAACGUGCGUCGCCGGCAGCAGGGCUCGGAUUGCACGUCCACAUCCGAGGAGGAGUAUGGCUCCCACCACGGCUCUCCCAAACACGCACGCCCCCAUGCCUCAACAGCCACGCAGACCCCACGGGCUGGCAGCUCUGGCCGGGCCCGACCCCGGGCCCCUGGCCUCCGGGACACAGAUGACGAGGAAGAAGAGCCCGACCCUUAUGGUUUCAUCGUGCAGACAGCCGAGAUUGCUGAGAUUGCCAGGCUGAGCCAGACGCUGGUGAAGGACGUGGCCACCCUGGCCCGCGAGAUCCACGAUGUGGCCGGCGACGGCGACUCGCCGGGCUGCCCGGGGCCUGCCCACAGCCCCUCUCGCGCCAGUGCACCCGGCACCCCCGCCUCCACCAUCUCCGCCCGCGAGGAGCUGGUGCAGCGCAUCCCCGAGGCCAGCCUCAACUUUCAGAAGGUGCCGCCCGGCUCCCUGCGCUCUCAGGACCUGGACCAGAACGUGAACGACCGCUGUGAGGACCCCCUGGCCGGCAAGACGCGGCCUCGGAACCGUGAGGAGGUGAUCUUCGAUAACCUGAUGCUGAACCCCGUGUCCCAGCUGUCCCAGGCCAUCCGCGAGAACACGGAGCACCUCGCUGAGAAGAUGAAGAUCCUCUUUCAGAACACAGGGCGAGCCUGGGAGGACCUGGAGGCCAGGAUCAACGCGGAGAACGAGGUGCCCAUCCUGAAGACGUCCAACAAGGAAAUCAGCUCCAUCCUGAAGGAACUGAGGCGAGUGCAGAAGCAGCUGGAAGUCAUCAACGCCAUCGUGGACCCCAGCGGGAACCUCGACCUGCUGACCGGAAACCGGGGUUCUGUGGGCUCGGCCCAGCUCGGGAGAGGCCGGCCGGCCUCCCAGAGUCCGUCCUCCCCCACCUCGGCCCUGCCAGCGAGGAGCUUCCCGCAGCGGGCAAACUGCGGGACCCCCGGCCUCCCGGACCCCUCCUUCCUUCCCUCCUUCCUCCCCGACACAGAGCGGUUCCUGAUCUAGGUGGUGGGGCCGGGCGGCCUCCCCGCACCCUGGGCCUGGACGGUUCACCACAAAGACUCCCACACGUGCCAUAACCCCGUGGGUGCCCAGGCCCCCUCCUCAGCUCCCAGCGCCCCCCCCCCCGCCCCCGCCCCACUGGCCUCCUGGCCUAGCUCCCGCUGUGGCCGAUGCCACGGGCCAGUGUCCGGGCGUGUGCCCAGCCUCCUCUCCAUCGCUGUUACUUUGUCGUUAGCUUUCAAGGAAGGAGUAGUUUGUGCCAUUGCAGCAGGCUCCCCGGCCUGGAGGGUCCCGCUCUGCCUCGUGGUCUGGGGGAUGCGUGCGUACCCGCCCUGCCCCUCUGUGCUGGCCGGGACCAGGUGGGGGGAGCAGACUGGGCGAUGCGGUCUUUCAGUGCCAAACACAGAGCAGGGUGGUGGGGGGACGCCUCGUGACGCUCCGGGACUUGAAGCGGCAGAGUGCGGGCUGGGCAGGGCGAUGGCAGCUCCCAGCCGCCCCAGAGUCCGGUGGCCCGGGGCGGGGACGCAGCCCGUGGAAACAUUUGUGGCAGGAACCCCACCGCUUUGAGCCUUUGGUGCCAACACAACUGCCAGACUCACUGAGCACGUGGGCCGGGCGCUGUGCACACAGGCACAUGCACAAACCAGGCACGCCUGCGCUCACACGAGCCCAGGCUCAGCCCCCGACACGAGCCCGGCACCUGGCUUCCGAUGGUUCUGGGCCAGAUGGAGGGGAGCGAUUAACCAAAGCGGCCAAAAACCGGGCUUCAGAAGCUCCCUGGACAACGUGCCCUCCCCCGGCUCCCCUCCCCGCUGUCCUGCGGACUCUGUGGGCAUUAAUUGGGUGCCUCACAGGCCUCUGUGCUCCAGGUCCUGUUGGGGGGGGGCGGUAGGGACAGCCCCCCAGGAACAGUUUUAUUUCUCAGGAUUCUUUCAGCUGGGAACGUGCCAGGCGAGCAGAGCCCAGCCCCCUCCUGGGGGCUGAUGUUUCCGCAGCCUCGAAGCCAAAGAGCCCACACUGGCUGCGGCAGGUGGGGCUGGGGUGCCCCACACCCUGCCUGGCACCUGCGCUGAUGUUGAUUGCGGGACAGGGCCGACUGCGGGGGGCGGGGUCACCGAGGCUGGACCAGAGGCCAGCGGGCGCGGGUCUGGGGCCGCGGUGGGUGACGCGUGUGUCCGUGUUUACAUUUAGCUGACGUGGGGCCCCAUGCCCGGGCCCUGCGCCCCCUCGCCGAUGUGUACGUGUGUGAGUGGCAGUGGGGUCCGCGGCCGGCCCCGUCCGCGAGCCUGCUGUGUGCACACGGAGGAGGUGCGAGACCUGGUGCCCCGCCCCGCAUGCUCCGCACAGCUGCCCACGGCCUGUCCCCCGGGCACGAGCAGUGGCCGUCCGUCCACCACACUUCCAUCCGCACCCCCCACGGUGAUCGCCGUACAGUUUUUUUAUUCACAAAUUCAUGCUCCUCCCCUCUCCAGCCUUCGCCUUGGGAUUGGUAACUUAUUUGUCUGGCUUCUUGGAGGCACCUCUGUGCAUUUUGUCCUCAGGUGGUCUUAUGGAUGUCUUUCAGAAAAUGGUUAUUUUAUAUGAUUUGUCAUGGAAUUUGUUCUAAUAAAUCAUUCUUCUAUCAUGUGGCAA
Balaenoptera ricei (Rice's whale) is the source of this 6764-nucleotide messenger RNA. It is a transcript of the gene CEP170B, whose product is annotated as centrosomal protein 170B. The transcript has 19 exons. The record is from RefSeq and is a predicted model, not a curated record. NCBI's taxonomy places the organism in Eukaryota, Metazoa, Chordata, Mammalia, Artiodactyla, Balaenopteridae. Gene Ontology annotation, molecular function: protein binding. Bases 354 to 5135 code for a protein of 1593 amino acids.